Molecule: messenger RNA, 2688 nt
Organism: Doryrhamphus excisus (bluestripe pipefish)
Lineage: Eukaryota; Metazoa; Chordata; Actinopteri; Syngnathiformes; Syngnathidae
Gene: gtpbp3
Product: GTP binding protein 3, mitochondrial
Biological process (GO): tRNA methylation; tRNA wobble uridine modification
Cellular component (GO): cytoplasm; mitochondrion
Molecular function (GO): GTPase activity; protein binding; GTP binding
Source: RefSeq, a predicted model, not a curated record
CGAGCGAAAUGUAAACAUGGAGUAACAUUAGCACGUCCACGGUUGUUUGUCCUCUGCAGUCCUGCCCGUGUCAUUAAUAGAUGAAUAGUUAUUGUUUGUUUGUUUGUUUUUUUACUUUCCAUCGUUGAGAUACCGUCACUCAUACCUAUACAAUGUGGCGUUCUACUUAGACAACGUCAGAAAGCAAAACGGAAAUGAAUGAGUUUGUGUUUUUUACACGAAAAACAAGAUGUUGCUCCUACCGUCCAUACAUCAUGGAAUGCGGAGAGCUAUAACUGUCUACGCACUUUCAAGCCGUUGGACUACACUCUUCCGACACCUGUGUGAUGGAGUUCCUCCUGCAGCGGUUGAUGCUGAAACUAUCUUUGCAUUAUCAUCCGGCCAUGGAAAGUGUGGGGUUGCUGUGGUUCGCAUCAGUGGACCUGCAUCCACCUCAGCUCUCAGGUGUAUGGCCGGCCAGAUGCGCAACCUACCUGCUCCACGCACUGCCCUGUUAAGGAGCAUCACACACCCCUACUCUAAAGAGGUGCUGGACCGUGGCCUUGUCCUCUGGUUCCCAGCUCCCCACAGUUUCACCGGAGAGGAUAGUGUUGAGUUCCACAUCCAUGGAGGUCCUGCUGUGACUGCUGCUGUCCUACAGGCGCUCGGAAGUGUGCCCGGCAUGAGGCCUGCAGAGGCUGGGGAGUUCACGCGUAGAGCCUUUCAAGCAGGGAAACUUGGCCUAACAGAGGUGGAGGGGCUCGGGGACCUGAUCCACGCUGAGACAGAGGCCCAGAGGCGACAGGCGCUCAGGCAAAUGUCAGGAGAACUCGGCCGUCUCUAUCAGGGCUGGAGUCACAAACUGAAACGGUGUCUCGCCCACGUGGAAGCCUUCAUAGACUUCAGUGAAGAUGAGCUUAUUGAGGACGGAGUCUUAAACAAAGUUGACAGAAUCGUCCGUGAUCUGCAAGGCGAGAUGACGCGACACCUACAGGAUGAGAGAAGGGGCGAACGACUACGUAGCGGCGUGCAGGUGGUCAUCGCGGGAGCCACCAACGCUGGGAAGAGCAGCCUCCUCAACGUGCUCUGCCAGCGACCUGCGGCUAUUGUGUCCCCCAUUGCCGGAACCACCAGGGAUGUAGUAGAGACAGCUCUGGACAUCGGCGGCUUUCCUGUACUUUUGAGUGACACUGCGGGCCUCAGAGAGAGUCUGGACCUGGUGGAGAGAGAGGGGGUCCGUCGAGCUCGUGAAAGAGUUGAACAAGCUGAUUUGACUCUGGUGGUUGUGGACUGCAGCGGUCUCCCCACAGAUGUCCACCAAGCUGCAGCUUUCCUUCAGGAUCACUUGGGAAGGGUCCUGCCCCCCCAGGAUGACAGCCACGCGGCAUUCCGGUCCGACAGGUGCCUACUGGUCCUGAAUAAGGUGGACCUGCUGCCGGAGGAGCAGAGACAAACGCUGAAAAGGGAACUCGGGAGCAUCUCCAGGAUGCCGCUGUGCGUGAUGUCCUGUCAUACGAAUGAAGGACUUCAAGACUUCCUCACGACGCUGCACAGCCGAGUCAAGACACUGUGUGGAAAUCCCCUGUCUGGCGCCCCCACCCUGACCCAGGCUCGCCACAGGGCCCACCUGCAACAGUGCGUCGCCGCCCUGGAUCAGUACCAGAGAUACCGUGACCUCGACCUUGCUCUGGCAGCAGAGGGCGUCCGCUUGGCUCUCACCAGCCUGGGUCGCAUCACUGGAAAGAUCGGACCGGAGGAGAUCCUGGAUAUCAUCUUCAAAGACUUCUGUAUUGGUAAAUAGCAAAGAGGUCUACACCUCCGUGUUAUAGUUCAUAAUAAUAAUAUUUGGAAUCAUAAAGUGAGCCUCGGAGUAUUGGUCGGAAGUGGAAAUUGGAGUGGAAAUAUUCCAUGUGAUGUAACAGCUUUCACACACACACACACACACACACUGUUUCAAAACACAAUGUAGAAGCCUUUGAUCGGUGAAUAUUAGGCCCCCGAGUCCAACCAGGCUAAAUUUGUAGCAGCAGCAGCUAACCACUGCAAGGUCACACAGUCGGAAUAAAGAUUUUUGUCGUUGUUAGAAUCUCACUCGGAAAAGCAGAUGUGAUUUCAGCUGCAUCCAUGUGUUUUUCUCUUCUUGUUAUCCGGUGUGAAAUAUGUCAUUCUAUUCAAGGCGGAAUUGGAUUUGGCUUGGAUUCACUUUCUUUGAAAACACGAGUCAAUGACAACAACUGAACAAAUGAAACUUUAUUAAAAGAAAAAAAAAUCAAAACAUACAUGACGUGUGUGAAAAUGUAUUGCCCUCCUUUGGAAACAUUCAUUCAUUCAUUCAUUUUCUACCGCUUUUUCCUCACGAGGGUCGCGGGGGUGCUGGAGCCUAUCCCAGCGCCUCCUUACAUGAUGAAGAAUAUAGGCAUAAAAGACAUUUAAUAUUCAGUAUAAUGCUAAUAAAUUGUGAUAAUCCACAAUCCACUUGUUGUUUUUAAUCACUAAAAUACAAUGCUAGCUGCACGGCGGAAAGUGCUUAGCACACAGGCCACACAUCUAAGAGACCCAAGUUCGAUUCCACCUUCAGCCAUCUCUGUGUGGAGUUUGCAUGUUCUCCCCGUGCAUGCGUGGGUUUUCUCCGGGUACUCCGGUUUCCUCCCACAUUCCAAAAACAUGCUAGGUUAAUUCAUUCAUUCAUUCAUUUUCUACCGCGGGGGG